CUAUGCCUCCUUCAUUGUAUUAAGGGAAAUUAAUAUCUGGUAUCCUUAAUUAAGAUUAAGGGAAAUUAAGAUAAUUCUCAUUAAAAGUUGUGUGUCAAAACACAAAAUAAUAAUAAUAAUUACACUGGGACCCUGUAGUUCUUUGAAUUUAGAUAUAAUGGUCCUUCAUAGUUUUAAUUUGAUUCUUAUUAUUUUAAGGGCUGCGGGUAUCCAUCAUUCUCCACCCGUCUAUUUUCUAUUCAAUUCCUUGUUCUUCUGUUCAUUAUCUUUAGCUUUCUCUUUUAUUGUUUGCUUCUGCGACUCGUUCAAGUAAACUUUGUUUCGUUUCAUCUUUCUUGCUCUUUUGAGUGUUUCUUACCCUUUUUCCUUCCCUUCAAAACCCACCAAGAAAAUAGCCCGGAAAUUCGUUCCAAGAAUCAAGGAACCGAUCAUGUCUUCCCCAAGCAAACGCCGGGAGAUGGACUUGAUGAAACUGAUGAUGAGUGAUUAUAAGGUGGAUAUGCUCAAUGAUGAUAUGCAGGAGUUCUAUGUUCAUUUCCAUGGACCUAAUGAAAGUCUCUAUCAUGGUGGUGUUUGGAAAAUAAGGGUGGAGCUUCCGGAUGCUUACCCCUAUAAAUCUCCAUCUAUAGGCUUUAUUAAUAAGAUCUUCCACCCAAAUGUGGAUGAGAUGUCGGGGUCUGUUUGUUUAGAUGUGAUCAAUCAGACAUGGAGCCCCAUGUUCGAUCUCUUAAAUGUGUUUGAAACUUUUCUUCCCCAACUUCUUUUAUACCCAAACCCAUCAGACCCAUUGAAUGGGGAGGCUGCUGCUUUGAUGAUGCGUGAUCGAGCUGCUUAUGAACAGAAAGUCAAAGGUAAUUUGUUACUUUGAUAAGACAAAUUUCUUUGUAUUUAUUAAUAGUGAGAAAAUGGUAGCUCUUUACUUCAUUUUUAGUCACAAGAUUUUGCAUUGUUCUAUUCUAUUUGUAUAGCCUUUCAAUUUGCAAAUUUAAUAUUGCAUGAGAUUGGCAUUGUAGUUUCUCUGUAAUAAUUUGCAUCAAAAGCAGUUCUGCAAUAAUGAGGUUCAGUUUGUAACUUCAACACUCAAAUGGGGUUUCACAUUGUAGUUUCUUUGUAAGCAUCUUCAUCAGAAGCGGGACAACUGCAAUAAUUAUGUUUUCUAAUUCAUUUUUUAUUUUUUAUUUUCUUUUUAAUUUUUUUGGGUUACAACAUGACAUUCACAAGUGCCGUAAUAUGCUUGCUGAACCUGUACUCUUCACAUAAUAUGCUUGCUGAACCGGUACUCUUCAUGUUGGACCGUGUUUAAGUACGGCAACAAGGUUCUGCCAGGAAUUUUAUCCCACAAAUCAGAAGCAACUUUACAUAUGGAUUUGGAGUGGACAACUUAUGUUUAGCUCUUAAAUCUUAAUUCUUUAUUCAAUUUGUGAAAUUUAGUUUGCUGGAGGACAUAACUACGCUGAAGAAAGAAAAGUGCCGAGCAUAGAUUUAGACUGUCACUGACAUUAGAAAUUUAUUUCCUGUGUCUGCCAACAGUAGGUAAAGAGAGUAGGAAUUGUAACUAUGGAUACAAGGAAUGCUGAUGAUUUUAGAUUUGGUGCAAUGAUUGAUACGUUCAGAAGUUGUGUUAGGUGGCAGCGCAGUUGCCUUCCUGACUUGAAUAUUAAAUCUAGUGUCGUGUCGACUUUUCAUUGAUUGAUGCUUGCAUAUCAAUGGUUUACAUUUAACUACUUUUCUACUGAAUAUUUUGCAUAAGCCUUUGAAGCCUUGUAUGCAGUAUCCCUUGUUUUUUGAUCCCUUGUAUUUUGAUGUUCAUAUGUGCAACGCUUCUACUCUAUUUUGUUUAUCGAAAAAUCCUUCGCAACAAACCCCAUUUGUCAUCCUCGAUUGCUCAAAAUUUUCUUUGGGACAUGAGUUUCUUCAGUCCCUUUACUGAAUUGAUCUUCCUCUAGUAUGAUGAACGUGCUCAUUCUAUACACUGUCUCAGAAUACUGUCAAAAGUAUGCGAAGCCAGAAGACAUCGGAGCAGUACCUGAGGAGAAAUCGAGUGACGAUGAGGAACUCAGUGAAGAUGAAUAUGAUUCUAGUGAUGAAGCUAUUGCUGGCCCUGUGGAUCCUUAGCCAGCAUCUAUUUCUAGUCGUUAUCUUGUAAAUUAUUGUCUGUUCCUGCAUAUGUAAACUUAAAUCUGAUAGACUAUUUAUUGGGAAAGGGAUUAGCAUAAGUGCCAGAAUCCCAUCCCCCAUCAUUUAUUCUCUUGUUGUAAAUAUAUGCAUUGUUAAACACAUUCUCAUGUUUAUUCACUAAGUUUUUCUUAUUGAUUAGUAGCCUUGUCUCCUUGUCUGUGGACAUCAUGGUAUCAAAAUACUGUGAACAUGCAUUUCUAAUUCUAGCUCAUUGAUCAGGCUUCAGUUCAUGGUUUACUAUAUAUGAACACAUGACCCUCUGUCCUUUCAAUCACAGCAGAGCAUGUAACUGACAGUACAGACCACUGUUGAGGUC
Oldenlandia corymbosa var. corymbosa is the source of this 2494-nucleotide messenger RNA. The record is from the annotation of a GenBank genome assembly. Lineage: Eukaryota; Viridiplantae; Streptophyta; Magnoliopsida; Gentianales; Rubiaceae.